UGUUAGAAUUUCACGGGGUUAUCCGAGAUGGGUGUGAUUGGCUUGUUGAAGCUUGUAUGCGCAGGAACGAACAUUCGGGACACCGCAAAAUGAUUCGGUUCACGGUGUUACUGUAAGUGUCGCGUCAACACUCAAAAAUGGCAUUCCUAUGGAACGAAAGGGAAGAUGUUUUACUGAACUGUGCAGAUGUUAACUUCGAAACCUCGACUUUAACUUUAAACGAAGAGACUACAACUCUAGCUAGUUUGAAUGAUGAUGUUAUGGGAGUAUUUGACCUGAGCGACAACGUGUAUUGUAAUGGCGAUCUUGACUUCCAUGUGUUUCCGGACGAAUGCUUCACUCAGGAUUCCCUGCAAAACGAACUCAGUGACAGUUCAGAUAGCGGGAUAGGUUCGUCAGGAAUCCACGAGGGCAACUGGAGACCAUGUGAAGGACUAAACACCAAGCCGCCAUCUUCUCCUGACUUGUGUUCCUCCGAUUUAGUGUCGGUGAAAAGUAGCCCUCAGCACAUCAAGCAGGAGCUGAGUAUUCAGCCUCAAAGUCAGUUCAGUCAACCGAAUCAAAACAACCAACCAUACCAUACUAUUGUCAUUCCACAAAAAGCAAUUAACAUAAAUUCCAUUAUGGAUUCUAAGGUGAAAAUUAAACCGAAGCCAAUCGUACAAAAUGGUUCUAGUAUGUUUAUAAAAGUUGAAAGUCAAAAUGGCCAGAUAAUUAAUGAGGGACCAAUUCCACAAGAUCAAUUUGGUGCUCUGUUAAACCCGAUGAGCCACGUUCAAAUGAACAAUGAAUUUAAAUCAACGAAACGUCAACAGCGGAUGAUAAAAAAUCGUGAAUCUGCAUGUUUGUCAAGAAAACGCAAGAGAGAAUACCUCAGUCAGCUGGAAGACCAGCUAAGGGAAUGCAGCAGUCAAAAUGAGAAACUUCGAGUGGAAAAUGAUUUGCUGAAAGAAAGAAUAAGAGUGUUCGAAGCAGAGAAUUCAAAUCUUAAAAGAACUGUGUGUUUAUCUCCCGCAAAGAAAGUAUGCUUAAUGGGUGUAUUCAUGAUUUUGUGCGUAAACGUUUUCUCUGGUAAACUGUCUUUAAUACAAAAUGGACAACCUGGAGGAAAUGAUGAAAAAAUUCCAACCUACAAAGGGAGACAACUUCUGUCAUAUCCAGAAGGAGCAAAAAAUAAUCUUAAAUCAUUUGCCUCAAAAGGUGAUAGGCAGAAAUUGAAACAGCUGUUUCAUGACCAAGUAGAAUUUGCAAGAAACAAAAGUGAAAUUAACUGUGCAACGUACUUAAAUCACACAGAAUCGGUAAAAUUAGCGGAAGAGUUAUCGGGCUGGAUGAAGAGGUUUAAACUCGAGAAACGGAAGAGUUCAAAGAAAACCGUGAGAAAAGCACGCAAAUUUUCACGUACAAAUUACUUUUCAUCAUUCCGAGGACAAAUCCAGAAAUUGUCCACCAAGUACUUUGCGAAUCAUUACCAAAUACAGCCUCUUAAUUACACGCACAAGGAGGAAUUCUGGAACGGAAUAUCAAGAAGAAAUGAUACAUUUUAUAUAUUGUCCUUCAACACAGAUUACUAUCUAGUACCGGCCACGCUACACAAUGGAACAGAGAGGCCAAGAAUGUCGCUAUUUAUGCCGGGUCUAACUCGGAAUGACACGCAUGUUGGAAAGAUUGGCAUGAUACAAAUUGAUUGUGAAGUGCUAAAAACAAAAUUUGUCGACGUACAAAAGUCAAUGAUUCCGACACAAGAGUUGCACAAAAACAUGCCUUACUUCACUUCUUAUGAUGGAAUUUAAUUUAAUGUUAUAAAUUAUUAAACACAA
Molecule: messenger RNA, 1820 nt
Organism: Ostrea edulis (European flat oyster)
Lineage: Eukaryota; Metazoa; Mollusca; Bivalvia; Ostreida; Ostreidae
Product: cyclic AMP-dependent transcription factor ATF-6 alpha-like
Exons: 1
Coding region: 138-1793 (551 amino acids)
Biological process (GO): endoplasmic reticulum unfolded protein response; regulation of transcription by RNA polymerase II
Cellular component (GO): nucleus
Molecular function (GO): RNA polymerase II cis-regulatory region sequence-specific DNA binding; DNA-binding transcription factor activity, RNA polymerase II-specific
Source: RefSeq, a predicted model, not a curated record